AUGUUGGCGGUUUUUGAGAAAGCAAUUGGAAAACCACCUGAGGAGCUGAGGCUUCCUUCGAAUGUGUUGGAGAAGGCAAAGACCAGAGAGGAAAUUUUGGAGACUUUCCAAUCUUCAUGUCCUGAGAGCACGGUGUACUGUCUUUCAAAUGGGAAUUUCAUGGCCUUGUCCCAUGCCGACGAAAGUAUUCAAUCACACCCAAGGUCCAUAGUUGUCAUAGACGAUGUCUUCUGCAUUUUUAUAGGGAUUUUGGAGAACACUUGUGACCUUAGAAGGCACUACGGCCUUCCAAGACAAGCAACAGAAGCCAUGGUUGUGGUUGAAGCUUAUAAAGUUCUAAGAGAUCGAGCACCCUACCCGCCAGAUCAAGUCAUCAAAGAUCUGCAAGGAAAAUUCGCAUUUAUUCUCUUUGAUGCUAGAUUUGGUACCCUUUUUGCAGCGAGGGUGGGUUAUGCAUUUCUGAAAUGA
Molecule: messenger RNA, 468 nt
Organism: Prunus dulcis (almond)
Lineage: Eukaryota; Viridiplantae; Streptophyta; Magnoliopsida; Rosales; Rosaceae
Product: stem-specific protein TSJT1-like
Exons: 2
Coding region: 1-468 (155 amino acids)
Source: RefSeq, a predicted model, not a curated record